AUGUCGAUCGACGACCACAUGUUCCUCUGGAUCUAUGCUUUGAUGACCUUGGAUCCCUUCAUCUACGCCUUGGAACAGUUGAAUACCUCUAUUCUCGCAGGCGAAUCUCGGGUAUUUGGCAACAUUCAUUCUUACAUCUACCUGACUGACAAUCGACCUGCCGCCACCACGAUAGCUACCCCCAAACCUGAAUCGCUUCAACAGACUCAGGCUAGGAGCCUUCAUUUACUAGAGUAUCAGUCCCAGGAAUUACUUAGAGCGUUUUCUGAUCUCCAGGCCGGUAUUGUUGUCCCGAAAGGCCAGGUGUUGAAGUCAAAGAAAUGGCGGGAUAUAGCGCUCUCUCUAGAUGGCCAGAUACGCUUGGUGCCACAAGUUUUAGGUCACCGACAGGAAAUCACGAGGGAGGAUAUUUUGGAUGAGAAAGUUGGCACAGAAUCAGGCCAAUUUCAGAGAUCCAGCACGGGAGGACGUUCUUCGAAAGAGAGUAAAGUCAAAAUCCUUAUGGAGUAUCUUGUGGAGCACGAUCAGAAAUGGCGUCUUUCAAUGGCAGUUGAUCGCGAGAGUUACCGACCAGUUGUCAGAAUACGGCAGGACGUGAACGAUACAAAGCUUCCAGAUCCUUUGUAUGAGCGAGGCUUUCAGGAAACAUUUGGAUUUAGUCUGACUACUGGAAUCUCAGAAUCCUUUGUCACCAAUAUAUCCGAAACAUUCCAUCUCCCACAAAGCUCGUCAAAGAGCUUGGGGAAGAUACUUCGUAGGCUGUUCAAGAUAUUCGCCGACGGAGAAGCCAUCAGUCUGGAAGUAGAUCUUCUGUAUCUUGCAGAUGGUCAAUUCAUGUGCUCAAACUCUCUAUUCUGGUUCGAUGACGCUGCUAGAGAUCGUCAGCACGCUAUUCACGAUUUGCGGGCUAAAGAGCAAGAAGUUGAAGAGGAGCUUUACGCGGAAGAGCAUGGCUUGGUAUAUAUCAAGAUGAACGGCAGUGUUGGAACUGUUGUAAACGGGGCUGGCUUGGCAAGUGCCACGAAUGAUGCGAUCAGGUUAUAUGGUGGCUCCAGCGCCAACUUCCUCGAUGCAGGGGGCCAGGCCACCAAGGAGACUAUGCUGCAAGCCUUCAAAAUUAUCAUAGCAGAUCAGGACGUCAAGUCUAUCUUGGUGAACAUAUUUGGUGGCAAGUAUGACGUCCUUGAUGACUCGACUGGAACUAACAGACGGACAGGUAUCACGAGAUGCGACAUGAUAGCAGAGUCGGUUAUAGCUGCAGGUAAAGAGCUUGGCCCUUUUCGCGUUCCUUUAGUGGCACGAUUGCAAGGAACCAACUCAGAGGCCGGGCUGAAGAUGCUCGCCGAUGCGAAUCUGGGAAUCCAUGUUCAAGGAGAUUUCGGGGAGGCAGCCAGGAAGGCAGUCGAGUUAACGGGCCGGGACCCAGAGAGACUCACCCACAGCAGAGCAACAUCAUAA
Messenger RNA from Fusarium sp. VM40, 1458 nucleotides. NCBI's taxonomy places the organism in Eukaryota, Fungi, Ascomycota, Sordariomycetes, Hypocreales, Nectriaceae. The record is from the annotation of a GenBank genome assembly.